ACACAACGUCCCAACUUCAUUGGAAUUGGGGUUGUAUAUGGACUACAUGGAUCACUUGAUACUAUAGCCUAUAUAAAAUUAAUGGGAACACUACCAAGAAUUUUCAGCAGCAUUGUAUGUAGCAGAAUAACUAUAUGAAUGUAUGACUAGUCUUUAAAUAAGCAGCUGAAAAUUACAAACCCCAGCAGUAUUAUCUAUCAGCAGUGGAUUCACACCUCUACAAUAAUAGACCAUAUCGUUGCUGUUGAGUGGAAUCCUCACUUCUCCAAAACCACUUACUUUUCAGGAAAUACGAAAUGAAAGCGUCAUUUUGCUUGAGUUACCAAAUACCGCAUUGUUCAAUAUCAGCACCAAUAUCAACACAACACCUCACCGUCAGUGAUGGGAAAGUUCAUUUUUUACGCAAACUAGUUCAAAGUUCAGUUCACCGUUCCAAAAAUAAACUCGUUCAGGUCAUAAUUCAUAAUUCAAAAUUUCUAACUACACACUGAUGGUGUAGUGGUACAUUCACCUGACUUUGGUGCGGGCAGCGUGGGUUCAGUUCCCACUCAGUGGCGGUGUGAAUGUGAGUGCGAAUGGUUGUCCGUGUCUAUAUGUGCCCUGUGAUUGACUGGUGACCAGUUCAGGGUGUCGUCCGCCUAUCGCCCAAAGUCAGCUGGGAUAGGCUCCAGCGCUCUGCGACCCUAACCAGGAUAAGUGGUGUUGAAAUUGGAUGAAUGGAUGGAAAAUUUCUAACUAAGUUUAUCGUUCCUAAAGUGAACUCCCGGUACUUUAUAGUUCUUUUUUUUCAAUGUGCUUUUCCAUCAAAAUACUGGCUUUUCAUUUCCUCAUGGUUGCCACCCAUUCAGUCCACACUAGUAGCCAGCUGCAGCUUUCAACCUACAAUCUCAAAAACAAGAAAAAACGUGUUACUUGAAUUGUCUUUUUUUAAAAUGAGGAAUUCAAACAAAAUGUCCUAAAUGUCCAAACAAAAACAUGCAACACAGUAUGACAGGAAGAUGGUGAAUGGACAUUGAUAAUUUUGCAUUCCUUGCAGCUCUAGCUAAUUAUAUUUACAAAAUAUUUUCUCUCAUCUAUUCAUAUAUUACAAAACAAAAUAAAUUCAAUACUAUGACAGUGUGAUUGCAUAGUGUUUUAACCAAAGCAUUCUGAGCAUUGCAUUCCAAAACAGCCAAAGAACACGUUCACUCCCAUUUACGCAGUUGCCCUGAAUGCACCUCGCGCGCACAGGCUGUUGCGACUUGCCUGCCGAAUGUAAACCUGAAUGGCGGUUGCCAAAUACAGUGUUCAUCCCUGACAUAUGAAGGCUCGUAUGUAGUGUUUCCAGGUGGGUUUUGUCCUGGAAGUCCCGAGCAAAACCUGGCACUAUUGAAUGUAAGUGAACUUUCGUUUAAAACCCGUUCUUUGCCGCCAACUGUGCGCAUUCUCAGUAACGUUCACCAGGCAGAACUGAACGAAGUUCAAUUCACAUUCGUCCAAAAUAUGAACUAGUUCAUGAACCUUUGUUUAUUGAACUUGUUCAGGUACAACACUGCUCACCGAAAUCAUGUUCAAUCGCUAAUUGAAUUUGCUAAGAGAAUCACUAAUUCAUCACGCUGCCAUUGAUUAGAAUGUUACAGACAUGUGAGCGUCCAUCCAAGUCUGGGCUCUCACCGAGCCCCUGACAGGAGGAAAGGCGUAUACUCAACAAAAACUAACGACUGUGGUUACGUUAUCUUUCCAAACUCUUUUUCAAAGCUCUAAGAACCAUGAGCAAGGCAAUAAAAUAAAACGAUAAGAUGACUAGAUUGUGUAAUCGUCACAGUGUGCCAUUUCUUCUGUCACAGCAACCAAUUAUAUUCUACCAGCCUGCCAUUCUGUCAGCCAAUCACAUGCUACCAGCCAGAGUCAGUAACACCUCCCUUCAUCCCUUGUUGAUGAUGGAAACGGUGUCAGAGUGUUGGACGAAGAUAACAGCAGGACACUACAACAUGAUCCAGUGAGAGUUCUGCCUUUUGACGUUUGCCUGUUCCUGUCCCUGUGGCUGUUGGGAAUUCUGCUAAGACUGUUCCUCAUUCUGCUCUCUGUGAAUCAUCGGUUAAGACAACAGUGAGAUCUGGGUGGCGGCAAGGUGAACGACUGGUUAGCACAUCUGCCUCAAAGUUCAAAUCCCACCACGCCAGUGUGGAGUUUGCAUGUUCUCCCUGUGCCUGUGUGGGUUUUCUCCGGGUACUCCAGCUCACUCCCACAUCCCAAAAACAUGCAGGGCAGGUAAAUUGAAGACUCUAAAUUGUCCAUAGGUAUGAAUGUGAGUGCGAAUGGUUGUUUGUUUAUACGUGCCCUGCAAUUGGCUGGCAAACAGUUCAGGGUGUACCCCGCCUCCUGCCUGCGGUUAGCUGGGAUAGGCUCCAGCAUACACGCGACCCGAGUGAGGAUAAGCGGGAUAGAAAAUGGAUGUAAUGUGAGCAUUUCGUGACCUCCUAUCUGUGGAUUACAAAGUCUUGCAUCACUUUGGCCAAUCUUCAAAGCCUGAACCUCUCGACUGUGAAGUGUGACGUUGAAUGACCCUAACUGAACUAUAUGCUCGCCUUGAUUUGACCUGUCACAGUUGAUCUCAAACUGUUAAUUAUUAAUCCUUUCCAAUUUUCCCUGUGGGCUGCAUUUGGGUCCUAAGUCACACUCACUCCGUGUCAGUAAUAGGUGGAAAUUAGUUAGCACACAAACUUACCCUUGUGACUGACAGGCUUCCUUCUGCAAUGACACAUUAUAGCUAUCAAUUUAAAAAAAAAAAAAAAAACAUACAAACUUUCAAUCUUGAGGUGACAUAAUGCUGCAAGGAGUCAGGAAGAGAUGGAGUUAUAUGGCACUUCUCAGAAAGUUGAAGUGUCCAAGACAGUUAAUAGAUCUGCUCUCAUCUAUUUUACAGACUUUAGAGAGCUUAAUAACUUGGACCACAUGGGCACUGACCAUUAGUAUCAAUUUGUGAAAAAAUAAAAAAUAAAUUAACCCUGUAGUAGGGGUCACCAACAUGGUCGUAAGUAGCCCAUGGGCCUGUUAAAAAAAAUAGCUAAUGGGAUAUUAUCAUUUCCUAGGAAUGUUAUAGAUCAUUUGAAAAUGUAAACACUUGCAGAGUUUUAUAGAAACAAAGUGUUGCAUAUGGAUAUUUAUCUGUUUCAUUGGUAAUAAUUAUUCAACAUGGUCAGUGUCUUCACAUCAAUAUGAUGAAUACUAUUACCUAUUCAUAAUAAAAUAUAAUUAAAGAUAAUUUGAGCAAAUUUGUUAUUUCAGAAGUGUGUAACAAACUGGUAGCCGUUCGCAUUAGUCAGUACCCAAGAAGUAAGAUUAAACCAUCAAUAUCAGCGGUGGAGUGACAGCGCUACAUGAACAAAUAAUAUAUACAGUAAACAGUAGUGGCUAGAGCAUGGGUGUCAAACUCCAGGCCUGGGGGCCAGAUCUGGCCCGCUGUAUCAUAACCCUAACCGGCAACAGCAAAUCAUAUUUGUCAACUUCCAUGAUUCUUGAGUACUGUAAAUCUAUACCAAAAUUUCCAAUUUUCAUAUUAAAUGAACAAUAACCUUGAGAUAUUGCAUUUUUUGCAUUUUAAGCAUGUUUCUGUUACCAAACCCCUUUUUACAGUAACUUGAACAAUAGUUGAACAAACUAUUAUCUGUGACUUCUGAUUUAAAAUCUAGUUAUCCAUCAAUUCGUUGUGUAUAUGUAAUAUUAUGAGGAGCCGAUUAAACAUUUAUAUGGCUUUAAAGUCAUAACAAACGUCUGAGGGAAACCACGGUUCUAGCAGUAAGUCGUCAUAACUUAAUUAUUAAAAGUAAUGUGUGUUGUAAUGUUUUGACACAUCAAUAGCACUGCUUUGUGGUUUCAAACUUCUUUUCACCCUUGUGUCACAAUUACAAAUGUUACAACAGGAUGUGUGAGGUCCAACUACAACAUUGGGCCCUCCUGUUCGUCAUUCACAUGAAAUGUUGCACAUGCACAAGAAUAUUUAAUAACUGUAGGAUAAUCAAGCUGUGUUUAUUAUUCCCUGAUGAUAGAAAAUAUCAAUUCCAUCAGGCUUUUCUCCUUAGGAGGUGUGGAGCAUUGAACUGCUGCUGACAUCAGCUCUUAAUGGAUCCCACCAGAUGCAGGUGUUCUCACCUUACAUUUAACCCCAUUCCCAUCCCCUUAUCCGCCUUCCCCCUCUCCUCCACGUCUCCUGUCGGUCCUAUAACAAGUGUGUGCAUAUCACCAGCGGGGGACAGGGGUCUUGUAUUUAUGGCGUGACCAAGGUCACCGUUUAAACAGAGUGUGACCUUGCUCAUAGCUUAUUGUGACAAACAGGCAGCUCACAGCAGAGAAGGAUGCUCCCAUCACUGCUACUGUGGGAUCCCACAUCCCUCUCAGAAAUAUGGCUUUGCUACACUUUGAGCUGCUUGGCAUCCUCCUCCACGUCAAUGUUCUCCAUCCACACUUUUUCUUUGCAUGUGUGAAUGUGUGUGGGGGGUGUGUAGUGUGCAAAAGAUAGGGAAAUCUGCUUGAAUUGCGAGUGUUCACCCUUGAGGAAUCUCAGGUCGUCCUUGCGAAAAGCAUUCCUGCGUCUCUCCACGUCUCGUGCGCACAAUCCUGUCCCUCAUCACUGCACUCCCGCAUCCCUGACUCCUCCCCUUUCCAACAAACACACUCCAUCCUCCCUCCCUCCCUGCUUCCCUCCCUCCCUCUCUCCAUCCUCCUGCAGAUCAACGUAUCAGAGAGACUGCAUGGAGCAGAUGCGUUCGGCCAGUCCGUGUGUGGGAUGUGGUGGGAAGUGUGCUGUGGUGCAGUGGAUAAGUGGAGUGGAGAGGAGAGCGUGGAAUUUAAACACACAGACGGCGAGGUGCUCCCUGUGUGCUGCAGUGGAAGUCCCCCCCCCAACACCUCCUUCAAACCCGCACCUCCUCCCUAUGUAAUAUUUAUGGCAAAAGGGAGGUGAAAUAUUCCAGUCACGUUUUGGGGAUGUCAGUCGGCUGUCCUGAGGAGCGCUAGAGUGGAACCCGGUCCAGUAGCAGAGACGGACCCCUGCAAUAGGAUGUAAACGGAGUUCCCACUCUUCACAUUGGAACAAAAACAUUUUGUCUUUAGGUGUGCAGAAGCAAUUAUGUCUCUGGCAAGAAACAAGUCCCAAGUCACACACACACAAAAAAAGCACGUAAACUGAAGCAGGAGGAGAACAAGAUUGGAUCCGAGUGAUGCUGGAAAGUCAAGGAGGGGAAGAAGACCACCCUGACCCCCAUCUUCAUCAAUGACGAUGAUUUGGCGUGGUAGCUGCUGUUGCUAUGUGUAAACGAGUGCCUUGGCACCAAUGGAGACCGAAGGCUAUCGUGACCUCCUGGAGACCAGCGACGGUCAGGGGGUAGGCCUCCUGGAUGGACAAGGUGGGGGUGGGGUGGAGGAGGACUGGAGCGCCCCCUACCCUCUUGGCUUCCAGGUGUCUUUGACCACAGUGCUGAUCCUAGAGCUGGUACUGGGCUUCAGCAGCAACUUAACUGUACUUGUGCUGUACUGCGCCCAGUCCAACCUGGUGGAUUCAGUCAGUAACCUGGUCACUGUCAACCUCCAUGUUCUGGACAUACUGGUGUGUGUGCUGUGUCUGCCGCUGACGGUGGCUGUCAUCCUGCUCCCGGCCAAUGGAAGCGGCGUCGGGAGCCUGGCCACAUUGUGCUGCUUUCACGAAGCCUGCGUCACGUUCACCAGUGUGGCCACUGCUGUUAACGUCCUGGUGAUCAGUUUGGACCGCUACGACAUCUCUGUGCGUCCAGCCAGUCGCCUCCUGAACCCUCGCCGUGCUGGACUGCUCCUGGUGGCAGUGUGGGCCGUCUCUCUGGCUGUCUUCUUCCUUCCUUUCCUUGAGGGUGACUUCUUCUCCUCAAUGACUGAAGACAAUGAGGAUGUGGAGCAAGGGGGCCUGAACAAUGACUUGGAGUCCACUACUGGACCCGCAACACUUUUUUCUUCUCUUGCACCUUCUGUUUUACCUUCGACACACCCCUCCUCCCCCUCACACAACCUUUCUCCAGUAUGGCAGAACAGAACACUGCUAUGCAUCGGGGGGCAAGGCUACUACACAGGAAUGGCUAUGUAUUACCACUUGUUACUACAAGUGCCCUGCUUCUUCAUUGCUGUGGUUGUCAUGCUGUUCACCUACUCCCAGAUCCUACAGGCCCUCAACAUUCGAAUAGGAUCCCACAUGAUGAGGAGUAACCGUACAAAGGACUCUACCUGCAGGAUACGCUGCAGGAGGACGAAGAAGAAGGACCUCACCUUGCCAACAGAGGUGGUAUCCUCCAAUCAGAACCAGAAUCUCUCUCAUCCACCCCUUAUUCCCUCUCCCACCCCAACGCCGACAUCCCCACCACCACUCUCCUCCAUGCCCCAGGGGAUAUCUGACAGUGGUGCUACAGUCACUACUGUCAGUACGGCUGCCACCACCCCCGUCACCACCACACCUGCCACCCCUGCUUCUCCGACUCCCGCGUCAGGAUCCAUGCAGACCCACGCCACCUCCCCACUACCGGCUUCCUCCAUGGGUGUACAGGCUUCGGUUUCUGCAAUCAUCGCCUUGAGACGGGCCGUGCGUAGACAUAGGGACCGCCGGGAACGUCAACGUCGUGUCCUUAAAAUGUCUCUAAUAAUUAUUUCCACCUUCUUGGGCUGCUGGGCUCCCUUGUCCGCGGUCAACAUUCUGAUCCUGUGCAUGGGCCCCAGCGACGGUUUGGUGCGGAUCCGUCUUUGCUUCUUGGCGAUGGCUUACGGAACAACAAUCUUUCAUCCUCUGCUCUAUGCUUUCACAAGGCAGAAGCUGCGCCGGGCCCUGAAAACACGAGUCAAGAAAAGGGUUGUGUCCCUUCUGCAGGUGGACCCAGCUCCCAUUGGGGGGACAGUUAUUCAUAACUCCUGGGUGGAAGGGGGAGGCCAGAGGAAGAGUCGCAAGCCCCGAGUGGAGGCCAGCGAUGGCACAGAUCGAUGUCUCACUGAGGCAGUGAGGGAAUAAGGAUGGUCUUCAGUGUGCACGCAUGUGUCAAGUGUUGGGAAUUUGAGGAAUUGUAUGCCAUCAUCUGCUGAUGGAUUGUGUGCAUAUCCUUGCAUGUGUGUGAGAAGCCAUUAGUUUACAAAGGACAGAUCCCACGACCUCUGGUUCCGGGCAGAUGGGGAGCCCGGAGUCAUUGGGUCUAAACAAGAGCCGACCUUUCUGCACUCCUAAUGUAAUCUAGUUGACCACUUUUAACUGUCUCCAUGACAGCAUACAGUCCCCUCCAAAAGUAUUGGAGCAGCAAGUUCAAUUCCUGUUUUGGUUGUGUUCUGAAUACAUUUGGGUUUCAGAUCAAAAGAUGAAUAUGAGACAAAAGUUCUUGAAUUCCAGGUUUUAUUUCAUGGUAUUUACAUUUAGACGUGUUAAACAACUCAGGACAGAGCACCUUUUCUUUGAAGCCACCCACUUUUGACUUCGAGAGAAGAAAUAUACAGCCCAUACCACAAGAUGCAAACCACUCAUAAGCAAAAAGAAUCUGAAGGUCAGAUUAUUUUGCAAAGUACAGAGUCGAGCCACAAAGGUUUUGGAACACAGUUUUAUGGACCGAUGAAACCAAGAUUAACCUCUUCCAAAGUGAUGGAAAGGCCAUAAUAUGGAGAAAGAACAAAUCAUCUUUUGAUCUGAAACCCACGUCUUCAUCCAUCCAUCCAUCCAUUUUCUGAGCCGGUUCUCCUCACUAGGGUCGCGGGCGUGCUGGAGCCUAUCCCAGCUGUCAUCGGGCAGGAGGCGGGGUACACCCUGAACUGGUUGCCAGCCAAUCGCAGGGCACAUACAAACAAACAACCAGUCGCACACACACAGUCACACCUACGGGCAAUUUAGAGUCUCCAAUUAAUGCAUGUUUUUGGAAUGUGGGAGGAAACCGGAGUGCCCGGAGAAAACCCAAGCAGGCACGGGGAGAACAUGCAAACUCCACACAGGCGGGGCCGGGGAUUGAACCCAGGUCCUCAGAACUGUGAGGCUGACGCUCUAACCAGUCGUCUACCGUGCCGCCCACAUGUCUUCAGUAUACAACAAAACAAAGGAAUUGACCUUCCCGUUCCAAUAAUUUUAGAGGGGACAGAACACAUUAUGGUGACGCCACACCUAAAAAUAUCCUACAAUAGAGCAUAAGGCUUGGAUGAAAUCAGCUGAAAACAACGCUCCUCCAAGCAUGUGCAUAGACAGAACCACAACACAUUCACAUACACACAUACACCGCACAUUGGUCUGCGCUUAGUCAUUAAAAAGCACACAAACAUCUAUACUGUAAUAUCUACCUGCACAUGUAUUCUCAGUGAGAACACUUUUUGUGGUCUCUUUUUUUCUCCCUAUUCUUUUCAUGCCUUAAUUGAGUUCAUGGAUUAUAUGUGUGGUGCUGAAUGUCUGUUGUAUGUUUACAGAGUAGGAGUGAGACUUUGCACGUUAGUGCAACAAUAUGGUCAGUAAAUGCUAAUAUUUAGAAGUUUACAUUGUGAAAUAACCAGCAAACUGGUUUAAAAAAAUGAAAAAAGAAGGGAUUUAAUUUUUUUUUUUUUUUUUUUAUACAGCAGAGCAGAAUUAACCUAUAAGGCAUGACUUUUUCAAAGAACCAUAGAGGAUAUGAUCCAGUAUGAGAGAUAGUCUUGUGUUUGCGUGUGCGUGUGUUCUGCAGUGAGCAAAGCAUUGACCCCCUAAGAUGUGAACAAAAAGAAUGUGAACACACAAUUGUUGGUUUUCUAUUUACUGCAGAUAACAGUGAAGCAAUGAGACUUAAAAGCGGGGGGAUGGCUUAGGAUGACUUUAAUUAUGUGGCUAGCUAAUUAUGUUGUAACUAUGUGUAUAUGCCAGGCCACUGUACUACCACUGUAUCACUUCAGCUUUUCAGUGGAAAUCAAAGGGCAAUAUUUUGUUAACAGUCCGUCUAAAAUGUAUUUGUAGUCACAGCAGGUAAACUAGUACGUGUAGUUUAAAGCAGAGAACUGCUGACAUGUAAGAAAAUCACAUACCGUUUCAUUUUAAGCUCAUGUUUUGGACUGAACUUUGAGGCAGAACAGCCUCUGCCAUGUUCAGCACUGAGUCCUUCACAUAUACACUGUACCUGUGUUUCUCUAUUUCCUCAGGGCUCACAUUUACAAAUGUGCUGGACAUGAAAUAACAAAACCAGCCCUCAAUCAGCUCUUCUAUUGUGUGUGUUACCGUAAGUUAAGAUUUAUGUCACUCCAUUGGUAGAGAACACAUCACACUUUGUACAAACUCGGGUCUUGGAAACCACCUUGGGCUUUGGACUAUCUUCUCCAUCAUCCUCUCACCACUUUUACACUAGUGAACCAAACAGAAGUCAAGAAUUCUUGUGUGUUCAUGUACAUUUAUCAGGGAUGUAAAUAUUGAAGUGUCAGAUUUGGGUUUUAGAAUAUUUUCUUCUUCUCAUUUUUAGUCACAAUCAUCUGCCGGACAGAAAGAGAGCCAUUGUGAUGAAGUGAGCUACUGUAAAGAGCUACAUGUAAUCCUAUUUGUGUUAAUACUCUGUAUGUGUAAACAUUAUUGUAUAUUUAUGAAAUUGUGUAUAGAGAAAUAUUAGAAUUGUAUACAAAUUUAUAUUACUGUGUUAUUGUAUAGAACAGAAUCUGUAUUAAAAUGUAAUCUACAAGUUGA
Phyllopteryx taeniolatus (common seadragon) is the source of this 9652-nucleotide messenger RNA. RefSeq names its product G-protein coupled receptor 22-like. Lineage: Eukaryota; Metazoa; Chordata; Actinopteri; Syngnathiformes; Syngnathidae. Gene Ontology annotation, molecular function: peptide binding; G protein-coupled receptor activity. The transcript is spliced from 4 exons. The record is from RefSeq and is a predicted model, not a curated record. Gene Ontology annotation, cellular component: membrane. Bases 5312 to 7000 code for a protein of 562 amino acids. Gene Ontology annotation, biological process: G protein-coupled receptor signaling pathway.